Hypomesus transpacificus is the source of this 2046-nucleotide messenger RNA. RefSeq names its product vacuolar protein sorting 36 homolog (gene vps36). Bases 145 to 1293 code for a protein of 382 amino acids. Gene Ontology annotation, biological process: protein transport to vacuole involved in ubiquitin-dependent protein catabolic process via the multivesicular body sorting pathway. The record is from RefSeq and is a predicted model, not a curated record. The transcript has 14 exons. Gene Ontology annotation, cellular component: ESCRT II complex; late endosome membrane. NCBI's taxonomy places the organism in Eukaryota, Metazoa, Chordata, Actinopteri, Osmeriformes, Osmeridae. Gene Ontology annotation, molecular function: ubiquitin binding; phosphatidylinositol-3-phosphate binding.
AUACAGGCUCCUGUUUGAACACUCGUCAGGAAGUAAACAGAAAUGAAGACUGUCGUUCCUACUGUACCAGUAGCAACUUAUUUCUCUUUUAUGGGCUGGUUCUAGCAAAUAAUAUUGAUUGUAGUGAAACAUUGGAACAAUACAAUGGAUAGAUUCACUUGGUCAAACGGCCUCCUGGAAAUGAACGAAACGUUGGUAAUCCAACAACGAGGUGUCAAACUAUAUGACGGAGACGAUAAGGCCAAGAUGGAUGUCGGAGUGGCUAUUCUCACCACUCAUCAAUUAAUCUGGAGAGACUCCAAAAAUCAUGAGUGUUGCAUAUCCAUACCCCUGUCCCAGAUCAUCUUCUUUGAGGAACAAGCUGCCGGAAUAGGAAAAAGUGCAAAGAUAGUCAUCCACCUGCACGCAGCCUCCCCCAAGAAGGAGCCAGGACCUUACCAGAAGAGCAAGUUCACCUUCAUCAAGCUUUCCUUCAAAGAACACGGACAGAUCGAGUUCAACAGGAGACUGACUGAGGAGAUGACCCGGAAGAGAUGGGAGAGCACACCUGUGUCACAGCCCAUCCCCACAGCAACAGGAUCUCAGGCAGGAAGGACCCGCGCGGUGGGAAUUGUCGGCAUCGAGAGGAAGAUAGAAGAGAAGAGGAAAGAGACAGACAAAAACAUCUCUGAGGCCUUUGAGGACCUCAGUAAGCUCAUGGUGAAGGCAAAAGAGAUGGUGGAGCUGUCUCGAUCCAUAGCCAACAAAAUCAAAGACAAGCAAGGAGACAUUACCGAGGAUGAGACGAUCCGCUUCAAGUCGUACCUACUGAGCAUGGGUAUUGCCGACCCCGUUACCAGGGAAACCCAUGGCUCGGGCACGCACUACCACAUGCAGUUGGCCAAACAGCUGGGAGACAUCCUGCAGACCCCCCUGGAGGAGCGGGGAGGCAUGAUGGCUAUGACGGAGGUGUACUGUCUCGUCAACAGAGCGCGUGGCAUGGAGUUGUUAUCCCCAGAAGAUUUGGUGAACGCAUGUAAGAUGUUUGAGUCACUCAAGCUUCCACUGAGGCUGCGUGUGUUCGACAGCGGGGUGAUGGUGGUGCAGCUCCAGUCCCACAGCGAAGAGGAGAUGAUCGCAUCAGCGCUCGACAGUGUGUCUGACAAGGGCUCGCUGACGGCGGAGGAGUUUGCCAAGCUUCUGGGUCUCUCUGUUCUGCUGUCCAAAGAGAGGUUGUUGCUGGCGGAGAAAAUGGGCCACCUGUGCCGGGACGACUCCGUCGAGGGCCUGAGGUUUUACCCGAACCUGUUCUGACCCGCUCACGCUCCCCAGAUGUGACAUUCCGAGCAACGUGACGUGGAAUUCACGUCCAUGUUUCAUACGUUAUAUCAAUGUUCUUCCCUUUUCUCUUCUAAAGCAAAGGGUGUUCUGUGACUGGCCAAUGAGGGGUUGGUUGGUGCAUAUCCCACAAUGUCUCUGGAGAACCAGAACAUAAUUAUCAGGAAGAAUACAGAGCUAAUGCAGGUCUAAGGGACUAGAAAUCAUUGGAUGUCCUGUAACAGUACUGUGUUUGUAUAGUAUGAUGGCAGCACAAGGAAAGCGAUAACCUGGCAAUGCUGCCUUCAAAAAAAAAAAGUAUGCAAGGGUGUUCCCCCAAAGAUUCUUUCACUCAGCAAUUUAUUAUUCAAUUCGGGCAAUUGUUUUAUUUAUUUUUUCGAUUGAAUAACUUUUGCGCCAUGAGGUUUCUGUCAUCAUUAACACUGUACGUCUUUUUUUUCUUUCGUAAGAGGAAUGAACAAAAUGGAGGAUGGAGACCAUAUCAUGAUUCAAGGAGUAGAGCUUGAUAUACUGUAUAAGAUCGCAGUUGGUUCUUGCGGGCCGGGUUCAGGUACAGAAGAUGGUCCCUGUCUCAGUGGAAAUGUCAUUGAGGGUCUGUUCCCUCCAGUUCAUGUCUAUGUUACGGCCUGCUAUGGGCCUGAGCUUGUUUGAAACUGUGUCUUUGAUACCCACCCCCCCCCCUCCUAUUCCCUCCCCAGUCAGAAUAAAUUUAGUUUUGGACAAACACGA